Xiphias gladius (swordfish) is the source of this 1621-nucleotide messenger RNA. It is a transcript of the gene gpx1b, whose product is annotated as glutathione peroxidase 1b. Gene Ontology annotation, biological process: hydrogen peroxide catabolic process; response to selenium ion; response to hydrogen peroxide. The transcript is spliced from 2 exons. Gene Ontology annotation, cellular component: mitochondrion; cytosol. The record is from RefSeq and is a predicted model, not a curated record. Lineage: Eukaryota; Metazoa; Chordata; Actinopteri; Istiophoriformes; Xiphiidae. Gene Ontology annotation, molecular function: glutathione peroxidase activity.
UCCGGAGUCUGGAGGAGGUAGAGUGAUUCUCGGACACAAGGUGAAUAUUGUCACUCUAAGUACAGGGAAUAGGUGGCACAAGAAUGGCUUCGAAAUUUUACGACCUCACGGCCAAAUUGCUAACGGGGGAACCCUUCAGUUUCUCUUCCCUUCAGGGCAAAGUUGUCCUCAUUGAGAAUGUCGCGUCUCUCUGAGGCACGACCACCAGGGAUUACACCCAGAUGAACGAGCUCCACCAGCGCUACUCCAGCAAGGGGCUCGUUAUCCUGGGAGUGCCCUGCAACCAGUUCGGCCACCAGGAGAACUGCAAGACUGAAGAAAUCCUUCUGUCUCUGAAGUAUAUCCGUCCUGGAAAUGGCUUUGAGCCAAAGUUUCAGCUCCUGGAUAAAGUGGAUGUGAAUGGGAAGGAUGCUCAUCCCCUGUUCGUGUUCCUGAGGGAAAGUCUCCCAUACCCCAGUGACGAGCCAGUGGCUCUGAUGAACGACCCAAAGUUAAUUAUAUGGAGCCCGGUCUGCAGGAACGACGUGGCCUGGAACUUCGAGAAGUUCCUCGUUGGGCCCGAUGGAGUGCCGUUCAAGCGUUACAGCAAGAAGUUCCUCACCAGCGACAUCGAGGGAGACAUCAAGAAGCUCCUCAAUCAGGCAAACUAAUGAACCGUCCUGUUGUUCAACCAUUCUAGAGCUUCCACUUGCACCAACUUCUCAGCACUUAGCCAGCAUGUGUCCCUGAACACAUCUAGGGAAACACCUUUUUGUUCACUUUUUUUUUUUUUCCUUCUCCAGCCUUCUCUAGCCUCUUUCGAUGGUUUGACACUUUUCCAGACCGCCUGUGCUCUCUCGUACACAAUGACUGUGUUCUGUUCUUUUACUAUAUGAAGGCAUCCUCUGAAACCAACCUAGAUGUGAGGGGGGUAUCUGACGAAAUGUAAAAGACUGAACGUCUCAGCUACAUUGGGUGCCUGAAAAGCACUGCUGUGGUUUGAAGUAUUAAGAGAAGCAAUAAAUGUUUUGUUUUUUUUCUCAACAUCUUUCUCUGACUGCCUUCAAUUGAAUUCUGGUUACAUUUUAGAUUGUUUACUCAACCCAAGCAUAACUUCUGACAUCAUUAGAAACUCUGACAAUUUACGGUAUUUAAAUUCAAACUACAUGACAAAGGCUAAACUUAAACAGCGUCCUUGAGCUUGUUUAGAAGUCCUGUUUGAAAAUUGCUCUUCUUACUUUACAGACAAAAUGAAAAGGUUAUUCUGGGUAAAACAUACAGCCAUAACACAUGUAGCAAAUCCCAGGUUUGCACACAACGAAAGUGUGAUUACUACUGCGCUUUUGUAUUGCCCACAUAUGAUUACAGAUCAUACUUUGUUCUGAAACCAGUCAGAAAAAACAGCAUGUAAUUAAGGUUUCAUCAUCUGCAAGAUAAUUUUGCAAUACAGAAAAAGAAAUUUAGAAAUCACUGAAAUCAAGCCAGCUUUGAUCUUUUUUUGUGCAUUCAAUUAGUUCAAACAAACCACUUUGUUGAGGCUUCCAGUCUUUAUUGUACUUUGAAUUCAAAUAUUUCUGUUAAAAACAAAUACUGUAGAUAUUGGCAAUAAGAUAAAUAUAAGGGACAAGAAUUUAUACACCUA